AUGCCACUGGAACCACAUGAGAAAGACCUUCUGCACUGGUUGCAUGAGCAGUCUGAAGCGAACAAUCUGAGACUUUUCAGAGAUUGUCAGGGACACUGGCGAUCUGAUCUUCUUCUUCCUUCGAAUCACCCAGGUACUGUCAAGAUCUGUGAGAUCAACGCACGAUACUCCAUCAAUGCACAGCACCUUGCAGCCUAUGGCUAUCAGAUAUACGAGGAGAUGGCGGCUGAAAGAGGCUGUGUCUUUGCAGGUGCAGACGCACGAAAGUUUAUCAAGAGUCAGCUAGAUAUUUUCGAUCCGAAGUACCCAAUACAUAUUGUGCGCGACCAGUAUCGAACGCCCUUCAUUGACAUGUUCGUCUCCUUUGCUGAACAAAGUGGAAGAAUUAGUGCGACUAUAAUCAAGCCAGCAGACCUUCGCUUGAUCAAGAACGGGGAGCGUCUGGACCCGUUCUUCUUAUUCACGACCAAGCGGAUCCUUGGGGUGCUCCUCCAAGAGCUUGACGGCCUUGUCAGCAAGCAAGUCCUUACACCAGACCAAGCAGCGAUCCUCCGGCACGGCGUCGUACCUACCAUCAACCCUGGGUCUCCGGAGCUGAGCAAGUUGAUCGGCCAGCAGAGCCGAUCCCUGAUUCAUAAAGACAAGUACAUCAUCAAGCCGGUUCGGAGUGGUCGAGGGGACGGAAUUCUGCUCGGUAGGGAGCUGUCCGUCUCCCAGUGGGAAAGUCUCUUGCUUGAUCUUCGCGACCCUGAUCUUGAACCAGGUCGCACUAUGUAUAUCAUCCAGCCACUGAUCGAACAGCCAUUGUUCGAGCUACUCGACUAUCGUGGGGAGGUCCAACUCCAGUCCCCUUGUAGGGUCUUGCCACCUGGCCAAUGGCAACUUCACUGGCCUUGGAUUCUGGAGAGCCGGCGGCACGAGAAUCUGCAUUCUCAACAGUGGCGGGUUCUGGAUGCUUGGGGUGGUUUCUCGUCCGAAUUGAUUUUGAGUUAAGGCGAAGAGGUCUUCAUCCCUGGGAAAGGAUCAGCUUCAUGACAUGGCUGGCGCGUUUGAAAACCCCCUGCACCUCCAGAUGUUUCCAUCUGCGGUUGAAGACAAAUCAGUCAGUAGUGAUAGUUAGUCGGUCAUUCAUAACAAUUCAAAUACGAAAGCAUCCUGUUUGAUGUUGUCUUAUCUCGA
Messenger RNA from Aspergillus aculeatus ATCC 16872, 1179 nucleotides. RefSeq lists its product as uncharacterized. The record is from RefSeq and is a predicted model, not a curated record. The transcript is spliced from 5 exons. NCBI's taxonomy places the organism in Eukaryota, Fungi, Ascomycota, Eurotiomycetes, Eurotiales, Aspergillaceae. Bases 1 to 993 code for a protein of 330 amino acids.